Messenger RNA from Diaporthe batatas, 636 nucleotides. RefSeq lists its product as uncharacterized. Lineage: Eukaryota; Fungi; Ascomycota; Sordariomycetes; Diaporthales; Diaporthaceae. The transcript is spliced from 2 exons. Bases 1 to 636 code for a protein of 211 amino acids. The record is from RefSeq and is a predicted model, not a curated record.
AUGGCCGCAAGUGGACCUCCUCCCCCAACCGCGAUCACCGAGCGGGUCAUCAUCCCGGUGAAGGGCGGCGUAGAGGAUUGGAAGGAGCCCUACAAGCAGUUGCUCUUGACCCUCAAAGCCCAGCCUGGCUACAUCAGGACCAGAUGGGGACCCCGCAGCGAGGACCCGCAGACCCUCGAUUUGAUGAUUGGCUGGGUUUCCCCCGAGGCCAAGAAAGCCUUUGUGUCAAGCGACGCCCACUCCAAGUCCAUGGAGGAGAUGGGCAGCGUCCUCAACGGCAAGCCCUGGGGCUACACUAUCAAGUUCAAGCCUUACGCCCCACGGGAGGCCAUUAACUCCCCCAUUGUGGAGAUGAUCACCAUUCGCAACUGCACUGGGAAUGAGGACGAGCUCAAGGCAAUGAUCGAGAAGGCAUUCACUAUGCCUGGCUCACGUGGCGGGGCCUCCGGAUUCUCCACGGAAGAGGUUGAGGGCCACGGCAAGGUCUUCGUCGGGGCGGUCGGUUGGGAUAGCAGCGACGCGAGCAAGGCGGCCGACAAGUCUGCUUACAUCCCCAGCGGUGCUGGGGAUGUUGAGAUCCACCACGUCAACUACAACUUCCCCAUCAAGGGAUUUUCUGUCACCAACUCCAACUAA